This is a messenger RNA of Austrofundulus limnaeus, 1134 nucleotides long. RefSeq names its product complement component 1, q subcomponent-like 2 (gene c1ql2). The transcript is spliced from 2 exons. The record is from RefSeq and is a predicted model, not a curated record. Lineage: Eukaryota; Metazoa; Chordata; Actinopteri; Cyprinodontiformes; Rivulidae. Gene Ontology annotation, molecular function: protein binding. Bases 285 to 1076 code for a protein of 263 amino acids.
UCUUCCGGUCUGGUCUUUAUAAACAUCUGGACGCAGCUGGAUUCGGAUGUGCGCGCGCGCCCCCCCGCCCCUCCCCGGUCCCAGACGCAGCCCGGGGGGCUUGGAGAGUCAGAGCGGAGCGGCUGGAGACUCUUCCAGCGGACUUUCUGAACUAGUCCCCGGUCCUGCCGGUCCUCCCGGUCACCAUUCCCCCGCAGCGCCGCUCCGCGGGGUUUCUGGCGUCCUUCGGUCCCCGAACGGCGCGGAGGAAGUGGACCGUGGUGCUCGCGGUGACCGCUGUCGCGAUGGUCCUUCUGGUUCUGACGGUGGCCGUCCCGCUGCUGCUCCUGCGACCCCCGGAGACCUCGGCUCAUUAYUACGAGAUGAUGGGCACGUGCCGGAUGGUCUGCGAGCCGUUCGGACCCAAACCGGGAGGGGCCACCGCCAUGGAGGUGAGCCAGAACCAGAACCAGAACCAGAACGGGGUCGCACCGCUGCCGCCCGUCAUGGCGCAGGGGACCCGCGGGGAGCCGGGCCGACCCGGGAAGCCCGGACCCAGGGGUCCCCCGGGUGAACCGGGCCCCCCGGGUCCGAGGGGACCCCCGGGGGAGCGCGGGGACAGCAAGGUGGCCUUCCCGGCUCUGACGGGAGCCCCGGCAGGAGACGCGGAGGCGGACGGAACCAACUCCACGGUCAGCGUGUCCCGGAUCGCCUUCUACGUGGGUCUGAAAAACCCGCACGAGGGCUACGAGGUGCUGAAGUUCGACGACGUCAUCACAAACCUGGGGAACCACUACGACCCGAACUCCGGGAAGUUCACCUGCCACGUGUCCGGGAUCUACUUCUUCACCUACCAUGUUCUGAUGAGGGGGGGCGACGGAACCAGCAUGUGGGCCGACCUCUGCAAGAACGGACAGGUUCGGGCGAGUGCCAUAGCUCAGGACGCAGACCAGAACUACGACUACGCCAGCAACAGCGCCGUGCUGCACCUGGACUCCGGAGACGAGAUCUACGUGAAGCUGGACGGAGGCAAAGCUCACGGAGGCAACAACAACAAGUACAGCACCUUCUCUGGUUUUAUCCUGUACCCCGACUGAAAGCCUCGGCUGCAGGUGCUCCGACUGAAUCCUCUGUCCAGUAAAACGCUCAAACACA